UAGCAGGUUGGCUGGCGCACCGAUCAGAUUUGGAAUAAUCCGCUCAUUUCCCACAGGCGAAAGAAAUCGAUAGGUGCAAAACUGGAAUAUAUCAAAUCAAAUCCUUGGAGAUCGAUGGGAAAGGGGAAAGCUCUAGGGCGUACGUCAGCCGAAGCCGGCUGGCAUGCUACCGUGAUUGGCGUCGGGUGGUUUAGUCGUUUUCCCACGGGACCUUUAUUCUGGGGCUCGGUAAGAGAGCGAAUGGUGGUGGAAAUCGAAAUCUUUUAUAAUCUCCGGAAGGUGUGUGUUUUGGAAUGUUUAGGGUCGGGAGCCGUUAAAAACACAAAUAAUGAGACGGCGUAUAAAGUUGUCCCAGGAACCCCAACGAAUUUUUUUGGGCUUCUUCUGCAACAGGAAACACAAGAGAGUUACUUUUCAUUCCAUACACACAAAAACAAUUCUCUUUCACAAUGAAGUUCUCGAAGACAUUCGGAGUUGCUGCUGCUCUCCUUGGCCUGGCCAAUGCUCAGAACAUUCCAUCCAAGGUCACUAUCCUGACCCCGAAACCUGGUGCUGAGGUCGGUGUCAAUGGCUUGGGAUGGAUGAUCGACGUUGUUGCUGAGUUCUCUGCACCUCCGACUACUUCAUCUGCGGCCUCUGCCCCUUCGGCCGCCUCGAGCCCAAGCACCGCAUCACCUGGUUACCGACGAUCCACCGCCAACCCAGACGAUGGCUUCACCCCAUUCCUCAAUUCUCCAAACCUCACCACGUUUGCCGCAGGCCCUGACCCGGGUGCCCCGGGUUUCGUCUGCUUGAUCAGCGGUUCAACCAUGAACUUUGCUGGUUUCUUCGAGUUGAAUGCCAUCACCAACUCUGACGCCCAGGGUAACAUUUUGGAGGCUUACUUCACAUGGUAUAUCCCAGUCACUGGCCUUGGAUCCAACGUCAACAUUACCACUUCCGUCUUUUUCUUGAACUCAGCUGCUGGCGCUACGUACACCAAAAACCCAGCGACUGACCCCGCUGUCAUCUCCAACAUUGCGACUGUUAGCUUUUUCAUUUUCGGUGACGCUGCUUCCAACAUCACUGCCCCUGCAACCACGGCCACCCCAGUAACCAUUGACGUAUUUACUCCACGGGGCGGUGAAGUUGUCGGUGUCAAUGGUGCUGGGUGGAUGGUUGACCUGCUCCUUAUCAACACGGACCUCAGCGCCAACGUCUUCGCUCCAAUCAAUGGCUACACGCCACUCUAUCACGACAACUUCACUGAUCCAAAGUUCGCCCCAGGUGUUAGCAAGGCUGUUCCAGGAUUGGUCGUCUUGUCCAACACUUCGACUCUUGCUGGAGGUGCAAGCACCAACCUUGCCAACUUAUUCCAGAUCAACGCCGUCACUAGUGUUGUGAACGGUGUUAUCAGCGAGUACUGGUGCACCUGGUUGGUUGGCGCUGCCUUUGCCGGUAAAGGCCAGCCUUCCAGUCUGACCAUCUUCCUUGUCAACGGAACUGCCCCAGCCACCAUCAACGGAUCCCUGCCAACCAACAUCAUCUCUAAUGUUGUCAGUCAAAACUUUACUUUGUCCGGUGGUGCUGUCACUCCAGCAACUACCGCCUCUGGUUCCGGCGCUGCUGCCUCUCCCACCUCUGGUGCCGAUGUUCUGUCCGUUGGUGCUGGUUCAAUCCUUUUAGGUGCUCUUGCUCUCCUGCUCUAAGCGUUUUGUCAAAGAAGUAGCAAUCAACCACGUUUUUGUUCCUUUUUAUUACCUAGAUUUUGAUGACUUUUAUAAUAAGCUGUUAAGCCCGAAAAGCAGUAGGCUGGCAAUGGAAAAUUAGUAAAUAUACUGCACUCGUCAAGACUUGUUACUACUCUCCGAGCAAUAGUUAAUUAUAUGUCUGGUGUUACUAGAAAAUUCACCCACGGCUAAAUAUUCAGGCUCCUGCUUAUUCCUUGGUAUUAAGCUCUCUUAUGACCGCCUCUCAACUGCGAAUAACUGGACCAAAUACUUUUCAUCAA
This is a messenger RNA of Hyaloscypha bicolor E, 1990 nucleotides long. RefSeq lists its product as uncharacterized. The transcript has a single exon. Lineage: Eukaryota; Fungi; Ascomycota; Leotiomycetes; Helotiales; Hyaloscyphaceae. The record is from RefSeq and is a predicted model, not a curated record. Bases 450 to 1688 code for a protein of 412 amino acids.